Molecule: messenger RNA, 2669 nt
Organism: Acomys russatus (golden spiny mouse)
Lineage: Eukaryota; Metazoa; Chordata; Mammalia; Rodentia; Muridae
Gene: Fntb
Product: farnesyltransferase, CAAX box, beta
Exons: 12
Coding region: 105-1418 (437 amino acids)
Biological process (GO): protein farnesylation
Cellular component (GO): protein farnesyltransferase complex
Molecular function (GO): protein farnesyltransferase activity
Source: RefSeq, a predicted model, not a curated record
UUGACUCCACCCACUCUCCGUAGCGCCUUAGCCCGCUCGAGUUUCAAUACGCGUUGUUGCUGUACGAAGCUGAGUCCCAUACAGCGCCCGCAGCUCUCCCGAUCAUGGCUUCUUCGAGUCCCUUCACCUACUAUUGGCCUCCAUCUUCCUCCCCUGUCUGGUUAGAACCGCUGUAUAGUCUGAGACCUGAGCACGCGCGGGAGCGGUUGCAAGACGACUCAGUGGAAACAGUCACGUCCAUAGAACAGGCCAAAGUAGAGGAGAACAUCCAGGAGGUCUUCAGUUCCUACAAGUUGAACCACGUUAUACCGAGGCUCAUUUUGCAGAGGGAGAAGCACUUCCACUAUCUGAAAAGAGGCCUCCGACAGCUGACAGAUGCCUACGAGUGUCUGGACGCCAGCCGCCCCUGGCUCUGCUACUGGAUCCUGCACAGCUUGGAACUCCUGGAUGAACCCAUCCCCCAAGUAGUGGCUACAGAUGUGUGUCGGUUCCUGGAGCUGUGUCAAAGUCCAGAAGGUGGCUUUGGAGGGGGCCCUGGUCAGUACCCACACCUCGCACCCACGUAUGCAGCUGUCAAUGCGCUGUGCAUCAUUGGCACGGAGGAAGCCUACAGUGUCAUUAACAGAGAGAAGCUCCUUCAGUAUUUGUACUCCCUAAAGCAACCCGAUGGCUCUUUCCUCAUGCACGUCGGAGGUGAAGUGGACGUGAGAAGCGCGUACUGUGCUGCCUCAGUAGCCUCUCUCACCAAUAUCGUCACUCCAGACCUCUUUGAAGGCACUGCCGAAUGGAUAGCAAGGUGCCAGAACUGGGAAGGCGGUAUCGGCGGCGUGCCAGGGAUGGAGGCUCACGGUGGCUACACCUUCUGUGGCUUGGCUGCACUGGUCAUCCUCAAGAAGGAACGCUCUCUGAACCUGAAGAGCUUGCUACAAUGGGUGACCAGCCGGCAGAUGCGAUUUGAAGGAGGAUUUCAGGGGCGCUGCAACAAGCUGGUGGAUGGCUGCUACUCCUUCUGGCAGGCAGGGCUCCUGCCCCUGCUGCACCGAGCACUGCAUGCUCAAGGUGACCCUGCCCUCAGCAUGAGCCACUGGAUGUUCCAUCAGCAGGCCCUGCAGGAGUACAUUUUGAUGUGCUGCCAGUGCCCAGCUGGGGGUCUGCUGGACAAACCUGGCAAGUCACGUGACUUCUACCACACUUGCUACUGCCUGAGCGGCUUAUCCAUCGCCCAGCAUUUCGGAAGCGGAGCCAUGCUGCACGAUGUGGUCAUGGGUGUACCUGAAAAUGCUCUGCAGCCCACUCACCCUGUGUACAACAUUGGGCCAGACAAGGUGAUCCAGGCCACCACGUACUUUUUGCAGAAGCCAGUCCCGGGCUUUGAGGAAUGUGAAGAUGAGGUGACCUCGGAUCCUGCCACCGACUAGAGGACCCCAUGGCUCCCCCCAGCUCCCCUCUCAGACAAGGUUUCUCCGUUUGGGUACACAGCACGCUCUGUACUACGUGAGCCUCGGCCACUGUGGAGUUGUGGUUUUUUUGUCCUUUCCUGUCAAACAAAACAAAGCCAUCAGGUCUGGGUUUGGAAUACACAGUGGUGUGAUUUUUAAAAUUAUUUUCAUACCUGUCAAACCAAACUCUGGGAGCCCGUGCAGUGGGGUUGAAGAGCAGUGCAUGCUGGGAAGAAGGAGCCUCUCUUGGCAGCCAAGCAGCCUGAGCUGCCAGGUUGCAAUGGAGGCUGAUCUGUGAUAAUCUCAGCAUCCCAGCCACUGCUGUGACACCCAUCUGUACACCGCCAUUUAGUCACCAGAUGGGUACCCCCUCGGGUAUAAAUGCCAGCUCCAUGCCAGGGUGGGGCUGUGGGUCCCUGGAAGAGCAUUGGACUACAGCAGGGUGUACUUCCAUUUUCUUCCCUAUCCCAGCCACCUGCAAAGGAGAGGGCCUGGGGAUGCAGAAGGGUCUCAGGUUGAGCCCUCCCCCAGCACGGGAGACCUGAGCCACACAUCUCUCCAAGGCCACGCUUGGUGCGAGCAAGACUUGUUUUGCCCUAGGUAUGAUGACUAGACCCAGGUAACCAAUUAUGAGUGGAAAACCAACCUCUAGGUCAAUCUGGGCCAGAGGAAGCAGCUUCCCCCAGCGCCCAAUCCCUGCCUCUCCCAUCAUGUACCAGGAGAGGCCGUCCUCUAGCGAUGUGCAGGCCAGGCUCUUUCUGGUCCUUCUUUCUCCCUGUCCACCCACCCUAAGCCAGGGUGGUCUUUUCUCGUCUACAGUAUUAACACUACUAAGGCUUCCACCUUAAUUGGUGACUCAGGAUUCAUUCCUGCCCUGUCCACUCCAGGCUCACUGAGACAGAAUCAAGUGCUAGGCCAGCUGGCUGCUGUGGGGACAGUACUCUCAGGUGGUAGGCCAAGCACUGCCAGUGUGCCAGAUCCUGGAGCUGCCUCUGCACUGGCCCUUUCCGUCGGUACGGUGCUGAGUUUGGUCAUCUGUCCACUGCUACAGUCACAGCAAGCUUAUGUCACUGUCCCGUCUUUCCUGUGAGCAGGCAGACAGGAGCUUGAGCUUGCAGCAUGAGGCUCUUCCCCAAACCACCAGCCAUGUGCUGCCUCUGAUUUCCCUAUUGCUUUGGUCUACUGGGCUAUGUAUUACCUCCUUGAAAUAAUAAAAGAGUAACAUUUUCU